CUCAUUCCAAACAACCUUAUGCCUUACAUUCAGCAAGUUGCUGUUGGCAGGCUGCCUGAGUUGAACGUGUAUGGCCAUGAUUACCCAACAAAGGAUGGUAGCGCUAUUCGUGAUUAUAUUCAUGUGAUGGACUUAGCUGAUGGCCAUAUUGCAGCUCUCAGAAAACUCUUUAUCACAGAAGACAUAGGUUGUGUCGCCUAUAAUUUGGGGACUGGAUGUGGGAUGUCUGUGCUUGAAAUGGUCACUGCAUUUGAAAAGGCCUUUGGAAAUAAAAUCCCUAUCAAGUUAUGUCCGAGGAGGCCAGGUGAUGCCACAGCUGUUUACGCCUCCACUGAAAAAGCUCUCAAAGAACUUGGUUGGAAAGCGAAGUAUGGCACAUAGGAGAUGUGCAAAGACCAGUGGAUGUGGGCAAGCAAGAACCCACAUGGUUACAGGCCAAAACCUUGAAAAAUUAUGGAUGAAGUACUUGGGAAUAAGUGUGAAUAUAUUAGUAUGUUUUCUUCCUUCAAGUUUAUAAUCAUGUCUCCUCGUUCGUGUGAGAUAAAGAAACCAUUUCGGGUAUUGAUGUAUGUUGAUUUAAUAUCAACCUCUCAGAACUCAAACUUUUUCAGUAACUUUUUUCUUACAUGAAAGCAAAAGCAGGAUUUCUGCAUCCACCUGCAUUUGGCACUUUGACACA
Molecule: messenger RNA, 679 nt
Organism: Asparagus officinalis (garden asparagus)
Lineage: Eukaryota; Viridiplantae; Streptophyta; Magnoliopsida; Asparagales; Asparagaceae
Product: UDP-glucose 4-epimerase GEPI42-like
Exons: 5
Coding region: 19-381 (120 amino acids)
Biological process (GO): rRNA processing
Cellular component (GO): cytosol
Molecular function (GO): RNA binding
Source: RefSeq, a predicted model, not a curated record